This is a messenger RNA of Lucilia cuprina (Australian sheep blowfly), 1801 nucleotides long. RefSeq lists its product as uncharacterized. Lineage: Eukaryota; Metazoa; Arthropoda; Insecta; Diptera; Calliphoridae. The record is from RefSeq and is a predicted model, not a curated record. The transcript has 5 exons. The coding region runs from base 347 to 1753 and encodes 468 amino acids.
AAUAAUCGAAUUUUAAAUGUUGAUAACAUGUUUCGUUUUCACAACACUAAGAUUAAGUGCUUGUAAAUUGUAUUUCUUUUUAAAAGAAUUACAUGUUUUGCAACAUUGUACAGCACCAUGACUGAUGACCUGUUAGUGUCUGAACUAAAGAACAAAGAAAAAGCAGCAAAUGCGAAAAAAACACUAUUAUUCAAAUAAUAAACUAUAAAGAAACAUAAAUAUUAAACAAAAUAUAACAAAGGAAAUAAGUUUAAUAAUUAAAGAAAUUUUAUUAAAAUAAAUAAAAAUAUUAAACAAAAAAAUGAAAGAAAAUAUAUAAAAACUAAAAUAAAUUAAAUCAUAAAUAAUGAUAGUGCAAGAUACAAAUCGUUUGCAAUACAUCUAUUUCAGUUUAUCGGCUGCUAUAGCAAGUGCUUUAUUAAUAUUAACCUAUAUCUCUUUAAUAACGGAGGCAAAUGAAAAACUACGAGAUGAUAUUAAAACCACUCAAUUAUCUAUGACAUUGAUAAAACCGAUGUCCACAGCUUGGAACUAUAAUAACACAUGGCGUACCAUUGGUCAUGCCUCCAUGAAGCAUAAAAUCUAUUCAGCCUACUUUGAUAAACGUACUGAAAUUAUAGCCCAUCCUAGUAAAAAUAACCUUAUAGCCAUUGGUGCCAUAAGAGUGUUUGCCGUACUUCCAUUAAAAUUUAAAGAAGAUAUAAGCUGUAUUUUAAGAUCAGAGGAUUAUAUACUAAGCGAAGUUAAAGCUGAAGAAGUGAAAGCUUUACGAGAACAUCAUGAUCAAAAAUAUGCUGCAUUUACCAUAGUCUGUCCAUUAUACAAACAACAUGUUGCCAAUUCAAAGGUUUAUCUUCCUCAGGCAGUGGCCAUACAAUAUAAAAGCAAUAGUUUAAGUCACAUAAGUCCUACUUUUAUAUCCAUAAGUUAUCCCCGUGACAUGGACCAACUAUUUGCCCAGUCAAAGCCAGCCAUAUCCGUUUGUGUGGGUCCCCUACAAAGCAACUACAGCGACGUACUGCGUAUUGUAGAAUUUGUAGAGUUGUAUCGUAUAAUGGGUGCUACACAUUUUUAUUUCUACAAUCUGGAUUGUACACCAGAUGUUCAGCGUGUCUUAACGUAUUAUCGCAAUAAAGGUUUAGCGGAUAUUUUAGAUUGGAAUUUAAGAGAUCACAUAGACGAUUUACAUUAUAGCGGUAUAGUGGCCCAAUAUAAUGAUUGUGUUUAUAGAGCAAAUGUAGUGGAUAAUUAUCGUUAUGCCGCCAUUGUGGAUUUCGAUGAAAUUCUAAUGCCUCUUAAGCAUAAUUCUCUAUUUCACUUUUUAUUACAAUGCGAUGAGGGUCUUACGUCCGCGUUUAUAUUUCGUAAUGUAUUUUUCUUUAAGAAGGACAGCGAUGAUCGAUUUAGUGUACCGGAGAAGACCAUAAAUCGUGGGUUGUAUACACAAACUAAAGUUAGAAGAAAUCUAGAAAUUCUACCCGCCUAUACACGCAGUAAAUGUAUUGUGAAUACUCGUGCCAUUGUUGAGAUGGGCAACCAUAAGGUAUGGCGUGCAGCUCCCGGCUAUGCGGAUAAUGUGUUGCAUCCAACAGUGGGUUUGCUGUUUCACUAUCGUGACAAAUGUUUGAAUUGUAAAGCAGUUUUAUCAUUGGAUUAUACAGCACGAAAAUAUGGUUCACUUAUAUGGGAUCGAGUGGAUGAUGUGUGUUUGAAUGUGUUUUUGAAUCUCAAAGGAGUUUGUCCAUCGAAUUAGUAGUUAAGUUAAGGUUUUGAAUUUUAAUAAAAAUUGUGUUUUUUUUAA